AUCCCGGCGUGCCUUAUGCCUACCGCAGUGCGGCGCUCCUGCUGCUUGCCCAACUUCCGCCUCGCUGUGUCGCAGCGUACCUUGCGCGUCCCGCCUCGCUGCUCCGCUUCCGCCUCGCUGUAUCCCGGCGUGCAGUUCGCGGGGGAGGCGGAAGCGCUUCCUGCCCGGCAGAACCCGGAAGCGCGGCGCGACAUGGCGCAGGGCAGGCCCAAGGCGGCGGCCAAGCGGCCGGGAAAGGCGGCCGCGGCGGCCGCGACGGCGGCCCGGGGGGUCCGGGGGCCGCGGAAGGGAGGCCGCACCAUCGCCCCCAAGAAGGUCCGUGUGAUCCAGCAGCAGAAGCUGAAGAAGAGCCUGGAGGUGAGCGUCCGCAUGAAGAUCGAGCACGAGGCGGUGAUGAGGGCCGGCAGCAGCCUGCCCAGGAAGCUGGCGCUGCUCAAGGCCCCCCCCGCCGCCCCCCCCAAGAAGGGCAAAGCCAAGAAGGCUCAGCCCUGAGCCGGGCCGCCGCGCCGGGGCCCCACGGCGGCGUGAAGGACUUUCGGGCCCCCCCCGCCGCCGAAGCCGGGUUUGGCUUUUUGCAGGUGGGGGGGGGAAGGGGGGGGCCUUGGACCUGUCACGAGCUCGCCCGUGCUCAGCCUUUGCUGUAACCGUUUUUAAUAAAAGGGAGGGGGGGGGCACUGCUUUGCCCCUGGAGCUCUGGGCUGA
This is a messenger RNA of Dromaius novaehollandiae (emu), 702 nucleotides long. It is a transcript of the gene C33H19orf53, whose product is annotated as chromosome 33 C19orf53 homolog. The record is from RefSeq and is a predicted model, not a curated record. Bases 16 to 492 code for a protein of 158 amino acids. Lineage: Eukaryota; Metazoa; Chordata; Aves; Casuariiformes; Dromaiidae. The transcript has 3 exons.